AUGACAGUCUCCUUCCAUGUUCGUUCUAAGAGUUACCCAUCAAGACAACACCCUCAAGCCGCUCAUGUCAAUGAGCAAUUAACCAGGCUGAGAUCUUCUGAAGCAGCUUCAAGCUCUUCUAUUUGCCAAGGACUUACCAAGCUUCAAGAUCUACAUGAUUCUCUUGAAAAGAUGAUUCGUCUAUCUAUCACCAACCAUGCUUUAUCUCAAGAACAGAUUGAGAAGCUUCUUGAUGGAUCCCUCAAGAUCUUAGAUCUAUGCAACAUUUCCAAGGACGCUUUGUCUCAGAUGAAAGAAGGUCUCAUGGAGAUACAAUCAAUUCUACGAAGAAAGCGUGGAGAUCUAUCUAGUGAGAUCAAGAAAUACUUAUCCUCAAGAAAGUGUCUCAAGAAAUCAUUUCAAAAAGUAGUCAAGAAUUUGAAAGUGGGACAAAACAAAGAGAGCCAAGAGUCUUUGGCUGUGUUUGGAGAAGCAGAAGCUGUAACAAUUACUCUGUUUCAAUCUCUGUUUAGCUUCAUGUCCGGAUCAAAGGCUUGUGCCAAAUGGUCUUUGGUCUCAAAGCUGAUGAACCAGAACAAAGUUACAUUUGAAGGAGAAGCAAAUGAAUUCACAGUGGUGGAUUUGGAGUUCCAAUCAGAGAAGUCAUUGAAGAUUGAGGAUGUGCAGAUCCUAGAGUCAUGUAUUCAAGAUCUUGAAGAUGGACUUGAAUCACUCUCAAAGUCUUUUAUCAAAUACUGA
Molecule: messenger RNA, 738 nt
Organism: Eruca vesicaria subsp. sativa (arugula)
Lineage: Eukaryota; Viridiplantae; Streptophyta; Magnoliopsida; Brassicales; Brassicaceae
Source: the annotation of a GenBank genome assembly